Scaptodrosophila lebanonensis is the source of this 1293-nucleotide messenger RNA. RefSeq lists its product as uncharacterized. The record is from RefSeq and is a predicted model, not a curated record. Bases 143 to 1207 code for a protein of 354 amino acids. NCBI's taxonomy places the organism in Eukaryota, Metazoa, Arthropoda, Insecta, Diptera, Drosophilidae. The transcript has 2 exons.
AUUCGUUUAAAUUCUUUGAAGCAUCAACAUCAGGAAAAAUUGUGAAAAAAUAACAAAAAAAAUUUUGUAUAUACGUUUCUGACUUUCUUGGUGCAUCUUUAAUUUCGCGCUGUGUCCAUCUGUCCAGUUCUACAAACAAAAUAUGGCAGACGGCCCCCAAAGCUUACCAACACUAGCCGUGCGACCUCGCAAAAUUCGCCCCAUAAUCUUCAGUUUCGGCGAUUUAUACCAGUUGAUCAAAGAAGCUUGUCUGCCAAAAUGGAUGCACGAAGUGCUUUACUGGAAGUGUCCAGCCCUAUCGAGCUUAUAUCUGGUUGCUAGUAUCGCACUAAUUGGAUUUCUGAGCGCCUAUUCGGCAGUGAAGGUGUUUUCCGUUUUGAUGUUUGUGCUUUUAUUUGAGGUGAUGAUGUAUUCGUUUGUACGUCUAUUUAUACGCUUCCGGCCAUUGGAGCAGAUCCUGGGGGCCAACCUACAAGUUCACCCAGAGCCGGUCCUUGCAUUCGUAAGGGGAGCGGUUAAUUUCUACAACCGUGCCGUGGCCACCGGUCAGUAUUUGAUUUUCUGUGGCAAUAUCUGCGUUAGCAUCGGACUGUGGUUGCUGCUCGUAGAGAUGCACAGAUAUGUUGCCGGAGUCAACCCCUUAACCGUGUGUUUGUUGGCCCUCAUACUUGCAUUUUCCGUUCCCAAAAUGCUGGAUGAUAUCAUAACUCGGCUGCGUACGUCAUGGAUUGAAGCUACACGUCCGGAGAACCGGUCUACAUAUCCGAUAUUCGGGACAAUUUCCAGAUUUAUGGACAUGUUCGAAGUAGCGCCCAUGACCGCUCCGGAAUAUCGUUUGUUCCAAGCCGGAACCAGACAGUAUGCUUCACCCCGCGGUCCGACUGGGAGCCCCAUACAAAUGAUGCAGCAGCGCAUUAAUGUACAAAUUUCCCUUGGACUAGCGCCGGGAGCCAGGGAUGAGCCUGAUGAGCCACCAGCACAAAAUAUAGCAGCUGAGCCGGAGGAGCUCCCAGAGCUGCAAGGCGUCAACGAAGGUGCCAGCCAUGGACCGCGUGUGCGUCCACCCAGAGCUGAGGAGGCCGAAGCUGAUGCAUACGAGAGUGCCGAUGAAUUUGACGCUGCAGCCACAUUGGUCGCUCAAGCUGUCGAAGCUCCGUCUGCCCCCAUUGCUGUGGUGCCAGCCACACGUAUAGGUAUUCGCAAGUGAGCCAACUCUCGUUCCAGUUUAUAAAUUUUAAAAACCAUUCAGUAUCUUUAAAUAAAAAAACACUUUUGGAUUACCGUUUUGAGAAA